This is a messenger RNA of Anthonomus grandis grandis, 1782 nucleotides long. RefSeq names its product lipoyltransferase 1, mitochondrial-like. Lineage: Eukaryota; Metazoa; Arthropoda; Insecta; Coleoptera; Curculionidae. The coding region runs from base 147 to 1337 and encodes 396 amino acids. Gene Ontology annotation, biological process: protein lipoylation. The record is from RefSeq and is a predicted model, not a curated record. The transcript is spliced from 4 exons. Gene Ontology annotation, cellular component: cytoplasm; mitochondrion. Gene Ontology annotation, molecular function: lipoyltransferase activity.
ACUUGAGUUCAGCUUCUAAAAACGCUUGUUGGAAACACACUCUAACACAUUGAACUCCCUAUCGGGGCACAACAUCUAUAAAACAAUAUUAUUAAGUAUUCUUGUGUUCAUUACGUUUAAGACUUUUUCAAAUCAGGAAUUUUAAAAUGGCCCUAAUGCAACACACUUGCAACAGGUUCUAUUCUUUAUUCGGUCGCAUUAACGUUCGCGCCUUCUCAAAAGACUCUAAAACUAUUGAGAAAGCCAUUAAAAAAUCUGUGUUUAUUUCUCAAUCAAAUGAUGUCUACAUGAACUUGGCUCUUGAAGAAUGGCUCUUCAAAAACUUCAACUUUAAAAAUCAUCAUGUCUUGAUGCUAUGGCAAAAUGAUCCGUGUGUAGUGAUUGGAAGGCACCAAAAUCCUUGGUCUGAAACUAACAUUUCUGAUCUGCACAACCAUACAGAAAAUGGCAUUUACCUGGCGAGAAGAAGUGGCAAUGGAGGUUCCGCUUAUAAUGAUAAUGGCACACUCAAUAUGACAUUCUUUACAACUAGAGAGAGGUAUAAUGCUCAGAACAAUACUGAGGUUGUUGCAAGAAGUAUUUUCAGGGAGUUUGAUAUUAAGACGAGCAUGGGGAGUGAUGAAAAUCUUUUGUUGAGAGGCAACAAACAAGUAUCAAACAAAGGUGCAAAAAUAGGCAGAGACAAUUCCUAUCACAGCAUGUCACUUAUGGUAAAAUCAAAUAAGGUCAACCGCAAUAUGGCUCUUCAAAAACAUGAUAUGAACAUCAGGACUAAAGCCACCACUCUAGACGUGCCAACAAACAUGAUGAAUCUAUGUGAGGAAAACCCUCAGGUCAAUGUAGCAUCUCUGAUAAAAGCUGUUGGAUGGGAGUUCCUUAGGACUAAAGCUUUAACAGUGAGGGAUGGGGGAAUGGAACUUGCCUAUCAACAAAAAGGAUUCCAGAUGAUUAAUCCUACCGAGAACUGGUUCCCAGGAUUAAACGCCAUUCGGGAAAAAUACAGUAGCUGGGACUGGUGCUAUGGUAAAACUCCAAAAUUCAACAUAACUCAAGCUUUUAAAGUGCCCGGAGGACUCGUACGUAAUAAUACUAGUGCCCCUGGUAAUCUACAUGUAACAAUGACUGUAGAAAAUGGACGUAUUUCUGAUAUAACCAUUUACGUUCCAAAUGAGUUGAACUCUUUAGGAUUCACUGGUGAGGCUAAAGUGAUCCAUAGCCUUAAGGGAAAGAAGUUUUCAGUGCAAGCCUUUGAUGAUAUGGAAGAUUCUCUUGGUUGUCUUUUGGACGAGAAAGACAGAUUUGUUACAGAGUGCUUAAAGCAAAUGGCUUGUGCUUAGAUAGUGUGAUGUGUGAAAAAGACCUGAACAGUAAUAACAAGUUUCAAGGACAGCUUAAUAUUCCUAAUGGUUUUAAUGUCUGAAUAGUAAAUAAGUCUUCCAAAAAAAGCAUUGUUUUAAUUUAAGUAACAGAGGCUGUUUGAUAUAUAAUCGUUUUUUUAGUUUAGUUUAGCUAGCACAGCCACUGUGCAGCUUUCAAGAAUUAAUCAUAUCAAUACUUUAUAGUUUCGUUAUUUUAGCAGGAUUUAUUUUAAUGUUUGUUUAUCGUAUUACACAGCUUUUGUUUGUAUUUGUACUUUUCAAUAUUGUUUUGCAGCUGUUGUGCCUUACAUCUGUUAGGGUAGUUAUUAUUUAGAUUAUAUAUUUUGUGUCUGUAAAUGUUUUAUAUUAUAUUAUCUUUAAUUCACUGUUUUAUCGUGAAUAUAUGUAUAUUUUUAUAAGCAAA